AUGUUUUCCCCUCCACACAUUUCUUCUAUUCUUCUAUUCUUCUAUUCUUUUUUUCUUUUUUUCUUUUUUUGUCUUUUUCCUUUUUCGUUUCUUGCUUUCUGCCUUCUGCUGUGUUUUUGUCAUGGGUCAAUUUCAUUCCAGCCAGGCCAGCUCUGCCCCGGAACAAGAGAAAAAAACCGAUUACUAUGA
This is a messenger RNA of Penicillium salamii, 189 nucleotides long. The record is from the annotation of a GenBank genome assembly. NCBI's taxonomy places the organism in Eukaryota, Fungi, Ascomycota, Eurotiomycetes, Eurotiales, Aspergillaceae.